AUGAAAUUGCGCGCCGCCACCGACGCCGACGUCCCCGCCAUUGCCGCCCUCGUGCUCGCCGUCGCCUCCGUCCAGGCGCCCUGGGCGAGCUACCUGCCGGCGCGUCAGCGCCGCGAUCCGGUCCUCGUGCGGCACGCCGAGGCCGUGGUGCGCGGGCACGUCGCGGCCGGCGAGCAGACGUCGGUGGUCAUGGUCGCCGAGCAGCGUUGUGCUAGCGGUGAGUUGGGCCGCGCCGAGAUUGUGUCCGUCGCGGUCUGGGACACGACCCAGACCGUCUGCGGCAGGACUGACCCGACAAGCUGCGUCAGGGAGGACGAAUGGGCGCCCCGGGGUGCCGAGGAUUACGCCCGGCUCGUCGCGCUCAACGAGGCCAUGAACAAAGGCCGCCGACGCUACUUUGCCGCCGAGGGGCAGCCGCACGUCUACCUGCGCGUGCUCGCCACGCACCCGGACCAUCAGGGCCGGGGCCACGCCAAGGCCCUCUGCCGAUGGGGGAUCGCGCUCGCCCGCCGCGCGCGCGUCGGUGUCUGCCUCGAAACGGGCUCCCGAGGCUACAUCAUGCUCUCCGGCAUGGGGUUCGAGGAUCUGGGCGCCGUCGUCGUCCCGGCAGGCAAGGGCCACGAUGAGCAGGUCCUCAAGGUGCUCGGCAUGGAUGCGGCCGCAGUGCAGGCUGCGAAUCCGGGGGUCUGGAACUCGCUGUGGAAGUACCUUUCAACAUGA
This is a messenger RNA of Cordyceps militaris CM01, 720 nucleotides long. RefSeq names its product Acyl-CoA N-acyltransferase. The coding region runs from base 1 to 720 and encodes 239 amino acids. NCBI's taxonomy places the organism in Eukaryota, Fungi, Ascomycota, Sordariomycetes, Hypocreales, Cordycipitaceae. Gene Ontology annotation, molecular function: acyltransferase activity, transferring groups other than amino-acyl groups. The transcript is spliced from 2 exons. The record is from RefSeq and is a predicted model, not a curated record.